Macrosiphum euphorbiae (potato aphid) is the source of this 615-nucleotide messenger RNA. The record is from the annotation of a GenBank genome assembly. NCBI's taxonomy places the organism in Eukaryota, Metazoa, Arthropoda, Insecta, Hemiptera, Aphididae.
AUGGUAAAAAUUGGUUUACCCUGGCUGUUGCUGGUUCUAAUGAAACUCACUAACCGAGAAAUCAAGUCCGAUGAGAUUAUAUCAAUACAGGAAAUGUAUGAUAUAUGCCAAGUAGAACCUAACACUGAUAUAUGCGAUCUACUGGAAAAAUCUUCGAGUUUAGUUGACCUAAACAAAUUGGAUUCACCAGAGAAACGCCGACAGAAGACAGUAUUCUCCAGUUGGGGUGGAAAAAGACAAAGCACUUAUCCAUAUGGGGGGAAACGUCCAGCGUUUUCCAGUUGGGGAGGAAAACGAGCUUCGGACAAACACGGUCGACCCAAACAAACAUUUUCUAGUUGGGGCGGAAAAAGAAGUGAUUAUGAUGGUUAUGAUAAUGGAGAAAUGGAUGAACACCAAAUGGAUAAAAGGGAACUUAAUGGGAUUAAACAAGAUAAAAACAAUUAUAGAAAUAAAAUGACCAAAGGAAUUCAUGCAUUGUUUACUAUUUUUUCCGACUGGUCAAGGGAUCCAGAAGAAAAGAAAGGAAUUCGAUACGCUGGUAUUAAAAGUAUGAGGAGAAGUUCCGAUUUUUUUCCAUGGGGUGGAAAACGAUCAACCGGUGAUGCUAAAUAA